Messenger RNA from Geodia barretti, 481 nucleotides. NCBI's taxonomy places the organism in Eukaryota, Metazoa, Porifera, Demospongiae, Tetractinellida, Geodiidae. The record is from the annotation of a GenBank genome assembly.
AUGGCAUUAUCGAAGUGAAUUUAGAGUGUUCUUCUGAUUACUACUACGCUUGGUUUGGUGCACUGACACUCUACCAAGGCUUCAUCAUGGCCUCAGCUCUUGUGCUUGCUUUAAUCACUAAAAACAUUCGCCACAAGAGUUUCAAAACAAAGUCUGUUACACUUCUAGUAUAUUCUUUAACCAUCACCCUUUCCCUUGGAUUCCCUCUUUACUUUAUUCUGAACACUACACGUGUGUCUGGAGUAAAUGUGGAGUAUGUGGUUCUUUCUCUGACCUACCUGGCUGUUGUUUGUCUCUGCUUUGUCUUCCUGUUCUUUCCUCCAGUCCUCUCUCUGUUGAGAGUAAAGCUAUUCCACAAGAUACCAGGACUCAAGAGAUAUUCUACGGAGGUUGCUACCAAAUCAUACCAACCUUCUUCCUUCAUGACAUAGAGAGAACAUUAACAAUUAAAUGUUUGGAACAUUUUGCAAUAAUACUGUGC